Molecule: messenger RNA, 1391 nt
Organism: Bufo bufo (common toad)
Lineage: Eukaryota; Metazoa; Chordata; Amphibia; Anura; Bufonidae
Gene: PAQR5
Product: progestin and adipoQ receptor family member 5
Exons: 9
Coding region: 222-1253 (343 amino acids)
Cellular component (GO): membrane
Molecular function (GO): signaling receptor activity
Source: RefSeq, a predicted model, not a curated record
CAUUAAUGUGACAGGGAUGAAGGAACACCUUUUACUGUAGCAAUAAAACCAUCAGAAGUGCUGAGCGCCCUCCAUUCAUAAAGUCAUCAGGCGCCUGGCACAAAGUGCAGAGGGGGAUUAUACAAGCAUUAGGGUGGUAUGCAAGUGUUACCAGGGCAUUAGAAGAAUUCAUUACCAGGAACGGCUAUAGACAAGAAAAGAAUCAAUCUAAAGCUGCAGCCAUGCUGAGCUGGAAGUUACCCAGGCUGCUAAAUGUACACCAGGUGCCCAAGGUAUUUCAUGAAGACAGUAUUAUUUGUGGAUAUCGUUCCCCAACAUGCUCCGCCACUGCGUGUAUCCUAAGUCUCUUCCAAAUGACCAAUGAGACUGUAAAUAUAUGGACACAUUUUAUACCUACCUGGUACUUCCUAUGGCGAAUUCUGGCACUUCUUUCCUCAUUACAUGAUCCCUUUUUGUGGCCACUUUUGGUCUACCUCCUGUCCUGCUGCAUCUACCCUCUGAUGUCCACCUGUGCUCAUACAUUCAGUAUUAUGUCCAUCCAAGCGCGGCACAUUUGCUUUUUCCUGGACUAUGGAGCAUUAAGCAUGUACAGCUUGGGGUCAGCCAUUGCCUACUCUGCAUAUAUCUUCCCAGAUCGAUGGGUGAACAGCCCCUUCCACCUUUGGUUUGUAUCAUGGGCAGUUUUCAACACAGUCAUCAGCACUGGAAUGUCCUGCUUUUCCAGGCUGGGUAUUCCUGUUCUGCAUUAUAACCAGCACCUGAUAGAAAGGUUUCCAGAGCAGGCUCGUCCCCGACUUAGCAAGGUGAUGCGGGUAACAGCCUUUGCAUACCCCUACCUGUUUGACAGCAUUCCAUUGUUUUAUCGGUUAUUCUUUUGCUCGGGUAAUGACUGCACACACAAUGCCACCCUUACCAUGCACAUCUGGCAUUCCAUCUUUGCCUUUCUCACUGGUUUUCUGUUUGCCACACAUCUUCCGGAGAGGCUUGCCCCAGGACGAUUUGAUUAUGUGGGACACAGUCACCAGCUCUUUCACGUAUUUGGUAUCAUGGGAACAUAUUUUCAGAUGGAAGCGCUGAUUAUGGAUAUGAAUCUAAGGAAGAAAUGGCUUCUGGAUCACGCUGUCAUGCCAUCACUAUCUGGCACUCUGGGAGCCUUCUGCUCAGCCAUGGUGAUUUCUUUAUUGCUUAUCGCUGCUUUCUCAUGGGCUUUGUACUGGAAGCCAAAGGAACAGGAUAAAAGAAAAAACUUUUAAGGUACCUGGAUACAAUGUCCGAACUAAGUCUGACAAGACGGAAGGUGCAAUAAAAAUAGGACUAGGUUUGCCUUCAUGGUCCUGGAAUGCAGAGCAAAGAAAAGAAUACAGUGUAUGGUACCCAUUCCCUCCUAAAAA